Molecule: messenger RNA, 5299 nt
Organism: Pseudophryne corroboree (corroboree frog)
Lineage: Eukaryota; Metazoa; Chordata; Amphibia; Anura; Myobatrachidae
Gene: ZMAT4
Product: zinc finger matrin-type 4
Exons: 8
Coding region: 360-1391 (343 amino acids)
Cellular component (GO): nucleus
Molecular function (GO): zinc ion binding; nucleic acid binding
Source: RefSeq, a predicted model, not a curated record
UCCCUCUUGCUUGUCUACAAACCACUCAGGUCCCAGCUGAACAAGUGUGCAAGGACCUGCUGCAACGCUGCUGAUGUCUCUGGUGGUCUCAGCACCCCCCAAAAAUAAAUCCCAGGGACACUGGAGAGGAAGGAGGUGGGAGCAGCUCCCAGUGUUCGUCUAUGUCUGUGCAUAGAGAGGCAGUGAAAGUCUUCUCUCUUUGCUAAACAACACAUAGACACACACACACAGAGACACACACACACAACUCAUCCAUCCCUGGGAAUCUAUCAGAUCAGCCCUGAACAACGUGACAGUGCACAGGAGCAGCCAGCAGGCACAGUGGCCAGCCCUGCCGGAUAGAAGAGCACAAGGUUUGGAUGCAGCCAGCUUGUGCUGGGGUUCCCACCACAGACCAGGAGAGGACCUUGCCCGGGGCAGCGGAGGCGCAGGCAGCAGGGAUGAAGUCUGCAGAAGUGGAGGACAGAGCGCUGUUUACAGAGACUUACUGCAAAAUCUGCAAUGCGCAGCUAAUAUCUGAGUCUCAGAGGGUGGCCCAUUACGAGAGCAAGAAACACGCUAACAAGGUCCGGCUUUAUUAUAUGUUACACCCGGAGGAUGGGGGACCCCCGUCCAAAAAGCUUCGCCCGGAUGACCCAGAAAGUGAUGAGACUGAAGUGGAUAAGAAUAAAUGCUGCACCCUCUGCAACAUGUUCUUCACGUCUGCUAUUGUCGCUGAUUCUCAUUACCAAGGGAAGACUCACGCGAAGAGAGUAAAACUAGUCCUUGGGGAGUCGCCAGACAUUCCCGUUCCUGCGGAACCUGCACAGGAGACGCCAGAUCCCACAGAGGACACACUUCAAGAUGAAGACGACACUUUGUGGAGCAUCCACAUUGGAAGCGAGUCCCGGAAAUUCUGCGACCUCUGCCGAGCCUGGUUUAACAACCCAAUGAUGGCUCAGCAACACUACGAAGGCAAGAAGCACAAGAAGAACGCAGCGCGGGCGAAGCUCCUACAGAGGUUGGGAGAGACCUUGGACUCCGAGGCACUAGAAGCAUUACGGAACAGCUACUCCUGUAACACCUGCAACAUGGUGCUAAAUUCGGUUGAGCAAUAUCAUGCACACCUGAAGGGGGUGCGGCAUCAAAACAAUGCAAACAACACAUCAGAUGGAACCAAAUUAAACGGAGAAAGGAAUCUGGAGAAUUCUGCUGAUUCGCAGAGGCAGCCGAGAGGCACCUACCUCACCAGGAAUAGCAUGCAGAAGAGACUGGCUAAGGAUGGAAAGGACAAUGACAGCGGGAGGAGCUCACUUAGUCCACCCCAAGUGACAGAAGAAACAGGGGAAUGUUCUCCUGAAAAUAACUUCUUCUCCAUUAUGGUGGGAGAGGAAAGCCACAUAAGGUGUUGAGGAUGUCACACUGACCGCUAAGACUUUCAAUGAAUACAGCACAAGAAAGGGCUUUGAUUUUUUUUGUUUCCCUUAUUGGUAGUUUGGAAGUGACAGAGAAAUGAGCAUGCAUUUAUCUCAAGAUCUUCACCAGUCCCUGCCAAACUCAUCUACCAUGACAGUUGGUUAGAUUCAGUGGGUAAAUAGUGGUGAAUUUUGUGGCAUCACAAAUAUUUUCUUUUCUCUACAUUGGCUCACUGGUGUUUCCAAGCAUCAUCGAAGGCUGUGGCAACACAAAACUUUGUAAAGCUUCUGAGAGUAACCUUCAAACCAGUUCCUCCAUACUUCUUACACUGGACCACACAGUACUGCUUGAGAUCUAGUUGAGGAUAUGGAUCUUGAAUGACUUUAUAGGAAAGUUCACAGUGAAAUGUAAUUUCGCCAAAAUGCAACUGGGAUAAAGAUGUUUGGACAAGUCCUCAAUUCACAUCAUGUUUUACCAUCUGCGCACGUUUCACUCUCUCCAUAAAUCAUUGUUGAAAGGUGGAAAGCAAUCUGAUUUAACUUGCACUCAGCGCGUGCGGCCACCUAACAUGUACUACUAUGCUGGUAUUUCUAGAAGUGUUUUAUUUAUUUUCUAAACACAUAUCGGGCUCUAGCAUUGCUUGGAAUGGAGUACAACUGUCCACUGAGGAUAUAAGAUGGAAUGAUCACAAGACAAUUUGCAAGCGCAUAUUUCUUAUUAGUAUUCAUUUUUAUUACAUUAGAAGUUAAAACAGUCUUUCAGUUUGAGCCAUCACGGGAGAAACAUAUGUGGAGCUAAAGUAUAGAUGGCAAAUGCCUAGAUGGAAAAUACAGAGUGUGGAUUGUAUAAAAACAGUUAUAUUUGAUAUUAUUUUCAAUCCUGUUGGAGAUUCCAACAGUUUUUCUGCAAAGAAAAAUGAUUUAAAUUAGUAAAUAUUUGCAGUUUUGUUAACCUGUGUUUUUUGACACUUACUGUACAACGUACACGUGCGUUUCCCCAGCACCCAUCUGGAAUAAUAUGAUGUUUAGAUCCUCUCUUGUGGUGACUGUUGAACAAAAAAAGCUGGUGUCUAGUUGACGUAUUCUCCAGUAUGUAUUUGCUUUGUAUUUUUGUCUUACAUGUAUUAUUUGAGAUCGGUAAUUCUGUGCUUGCAAGCCACGUCAACAAAUCCCUGGUAAACAUGAGAUGAUCCAUCUUUGUAGUGUUGUUUCAGAGUCCAUAGACUACAUGGUGCCAGGAGAAAUGUAUCAAAGCAGUUGAGGGCUUGUGUUAGUAAUGCCAAGGAUGUGAAAUGCUAUUGAUGUCCGGAAAUGGUUUUAGUUGCGUCCAGGUUGUGAGACACAUUAACGACACGGAGAGGAAAUAAUCCGGAAGCACUUACUAAAAAGAACCACCUGGGGCACUUCUGUGCGUACAAUAUAAACAGACAAUGCAUAUUACAUGCAUACAAUCCUUACAUCACAACAAUGCGGACUAUUCAUUCCAAUUGGACCAUGUUUUUAUUUCUUAGGAACUGAGUGGUUAGAGGGACUGGGUCCCAGGAAGUAAACUUCAAACACACCAACAUUCUCAGGUUAAUAACACACAGAACAAGAAUACUCUCCGUGCAUCCCUUUUGCCAUCCAGUGUGCCACCAUUGACAGCCUAAAUACAUAAUAUAGUAUCUAGGUAUUUGAUGCAGCUUGAAACGUACUCUUUUUUUGUAUUCAUCAGAAAGCCCCAUAUCUACUGACAUCCCAUACAACGAGAAGGAAAGGGCCGGCAGAGUGCAAGAGAUAAAUAAAUACUGUAUAGGCCACUUUGUUAGAAAACCCACAGAGAGUUAUUAAAAAGUAGUUGGUUAAAGUUUUUGGCUAUAUAACAGUGAGGCUAAAAGAUGUGGUAGAGAUCAAGGACCAAAUCCAUGCAUCAUGGUCUUCAACAAGAUGGAGUGUUUUCCUAUGUGUCGGACAUGGUGACCCAAGUUUAGCAGCUAAGAUUGGCAGCUAAUGAUUGCUGAGCAACUGUAUACAGAGUUACUGUAUACACUACAUGUCAUCUGGGAUUGCAGUUACAUUUCAGACUGGAAUAGUGUUUCAUUUUCUUGGGCUUUAGGUUGGUGUAUAAACAUUUUCCUUUAUUAUUGCAGAGUGUUGUAGUACUAGAGUUUAUUUAUUGGCGCACCCGUUACUGGUGAGGCUACACAUUGAGUGAUGGGUGUGUGCUGCUAUCUUUUAUACAACUAUACAGUAUUGCAGCUCAUACACAGUUAGUCGGCAACACAAAGGGUAGACGUCAGGGUCUUCAAAAACUCUUUGCUACCUUUAUACGAACUUUAAAAGUCCAAAAAUUCUCGGUUUCAAAGAAAGGAGUGGGACUAACGUUUAGGUUUGUUGGCAGAGAAAAAAUUAUUGGAUUUGUUCUUAGUUUUGCAUGUUGCAUUUAGGCAAUUAAUUCAUUAAACGAUGUAUAUAAGGAAAAUGUUAUUUGCAACAUAAAAAAUGUGCAAUUAAUAGAGUUCAUAUGGUAUUACUGAAAAUCAAGGCCCAGAGUGUAAAAAGUGUUUAAAUGUUUAAAGGGUCUAUUUAUGCCUCAACGGGCAGCUGUCAAAGAAGAGAACGGAGUAAAAUAGAACAAAGAACCAAAUAGACUCAUAUGACUAAUUAUGGGUUUUCCAUAUAUGAAGGCCAUAGAAAUCACUCUUCUGAAAGAAAUACUAAAUAUAAAACUGGUUUGGAAAAAAAAAUAAAAAAUUGAGUUGACAUUGAAAAAAGAAAAGUUAAAACGGAAACAGAUUUGUUGAAGUCAGUUUUUUGAGUUUAUGGGAAGUGAAGAAAAGGAAUCAGAUUGCCUAAGACAGUAUGAAUACAGUACAAUGAUGUGUAUUGUGCACAGUUCUGUCAGGUCAUACAGUACAUUGUACAGAGCCAUACGGGAAUGCUAAGAUACAGAAUGUUGCCUUACCAAAUAGCAAUAGCCAAGUCUUAUGGAUGGGCAGGAAUCUGGGUCCUAUAAAUACAGAUGCAAGAUGUGAUAAUAAUGCCUUUUUAUAGAUAGGGUUCUUUUCAGGGUGCCAACAGUCCUACGCACUACUGGAAACCCUUUGAACAAGUCUCAAGGAUCAGUAUGUCAAAAAUCCAGCAUUUGGAAACAAAAUAUGUGUAUUGCUUUAUAUGAGAACUUUGUUACUGUGCUUAAUUCACCGAUACGUACAAGGUAUAAACUACUCAUAACCAUAUCUCAGCCAACGCAUCACUUUAUAUACAUGAAAGGAAGACUUUCACCAGUUUUGCAGUUAGUCUUCUAGCUGUAGUCCCAGCAACAGACUAACGCAACUUUAGUACUACUGGGAAAACAGAUUUGCUGGACCAGUAUAAUGUACUAUAUAUAUUAGUAGAGAAUGGUACACUUGGGCAGAGACCUGAGAUACAGCUAAGGUCACACGCGGCUUGUGCUGGAGACCGCUGCCAUUAUUUUGAUAAAGGUUUUAUUUUACUAUGAAAUAAAUAUAUGCGUAUAAUAUUUUGCUCUGAUUAUUGCACAUAGUGGACGUGUUCUGAUAAGGAUUCGGUAUUAAAAGGAGAUUUAAACGUUCUACGGAAUUCUUUGGGUACCUGUAUCAUUAUCUCUUAUAGCUCUAUAGGAGUUUCUGCAAAAUCUAACAGUCUAAUGACUUAAAUAAAGGUAAUAUUGUUUAAAUAAUAUAUUAAAUAGAUUUGUGGAUUUAUGUUCCUUUGUAUUCUCCAGUAUCUCACGCUCAUCGUCUCUCAGCACAUAACAUAGUAUUGUUCUACUUUAUUGUGUGUUACACACUGGAAGCAGAUUGUGUAAAACUGUGUGGUAUACACAUCCAUUGUGCUUCUAAAUACUGUGUUUGUGUUUGUGCUAAAGAAUUGACAAUAAAACAAACACUGAAAAUUGUGCA